CCCUGCGCGCUGCGCAUGCGCGGGGCGGCGCGGCCGAUGUCGGCGCCGUUCGAGGAGCGCAGCGGGCUGGUGCCCUGCGUGACGCCCUGGGGCCGCUGGUACCAGACCCUGGAAGAGGUGUUCAUCGAGGUGCAGGUGCCGCCGGGUACCCGCGCUAAGGACGUGAGCUGCAGCCUGCAGAGCCGACGCAUCGCGCUGUCCGUGCGGGGCCGGGACGUGCUGCAGGGUAAACUUUUUGACUCUACAAUAACUGAUGAAGGAACAUGGACCUUAGAAGACAGGAAGCUGAUUAGAAUUGUCCUAAUGAAGACAAAUAGAGAUGCUGGAAAUUGCUGGACAUCUCUGUUAGAAAAUGAAUACACUGCUGAUCCUUGGGUACAGGACCAGAUGCAAAGGAAACUGACACUGGAGCGAUUCCAGAGGGAGAAUCCUGGAUUUGACUUCAGCGGAGCAGAAAUUUCUGGAAAUUACAGCAAAGGAGGACCGGACUUUUCUAGUCUUGAAAAGUAAACUGUUGCUUUGGUCCUUGAGAGGAAUUACACAUUACCCUUACAGACUGGAAUCAUGUAUCUGGUGAAGACUUCACUGAUCUCUUCAGCUAUCUCUUCUGCUGAUUAUUGCCAAGUAAUUACUUGAAUGAAAAGAAAGAUUUCUUCCAGUAGCGUAAACGCCAGCUCAUUUAUAAGCCGCAAUAACUUUCUAAUAUCAAGGGACAAACUAUAGAGAAAUGUGUACACAAAAAAACUAACAUCUUUAAGCAGUUGUUUGUUGUUGUUUUUUUCCCCAGAAACACCAUAGUAAUCUAGUCAGUUAUGAAUAUACCAUGUCUUUAUGCAAGAAUAUCAUAUUCACCUUUGAAGAAGAGACCUUGGAAGCAAAAUAUUUAAUACUUUUUCUUAACUUGAAAGGGGAAGGGUAUUGGAAUGGCUACAGUUACACUUUGCCUCUGUAGCAGCCCUCUGGGAGCUCAUUUAUUUCAUUCCAAAAUAAUGUUUUAAAUAAAAAAAAAAUCUUGCCUGAAAUACCAUUUUACAG
Messenger RNA from Cuculus canorus (common cuckoo), 1035 nucleotides. RefSeq names its product NudC domain containing 2 (gene NUDCD2). Gene Ontology annotation, biological process: protein folding. Bases 16 to 510 code for a protein of 164 amino acids. The record is from RefSeq and is a predicted model, not a curated record. The transcript has 4 exons. NCBI's taxonomy places the organism in Eukaryota, Metazoa, Chordata, Aves, Cuculiformes, Cuculidae. Gene Ontology annotation, cellular component: cytoplasm.